Molecule: messenger RNA, 769 nt
Organism: Punctularia strigosozonata HHB-11173 SS5
Lineage: Eukaryota; Fungi; Basidiomycota; Agaricomycetes; Corticiales; Punctulariaceae
Exons: 3
Coding region: 122-661 (179 amino acids)
Source: RefSeq, a predicted model, not a curated record
CGCAAGGACGUCAAUCGCGCGCACGCCCUCCUCAGGGUCCUGUGUUGGAUGGAUUUAAGCCAGUAGCGGUCUCAGGGCGAUCUAUGCACGACCCAGGGGGUGGUGUCUGCUGCUAUUCUACAUGGAUACCGACCCUCUCGCGGGGGGGAGCACCGGCGUUACAAAUUACGGGGCUAUCACUCAAGACCGCAACACUGCCAUCUCCUCAACGUCGUCCAGUUCGGGAUUCACGCAGGACGAUGCCGACAAUCUACCUAGGUCUCGUGUUGGUAGUUGGUUUGCGAGGCUGCCGAGCCCCUCGCUGAAGCUUGUCAAUAACGGGAGCGUAGCGCGCGACCAUUUGGCCUCCGAGCGCACCUUUAUGGCGUACGUGCGCACAAGCCUGGCGAUAUCCUCCAUGGGCACAGCGUUGGCGCAGUUGUUCAGAUUGUCCGAGGCCGAUGCUGCCUACAACCUCGCACGUCCUCUAGGCGCGUCCUUGAUUGUCAUGGGUAUCAUGGUCCUGAUCCUUGGUUGCUUACGGUAUUUUAUCGUCCAAUCGUCCCUGAUCCAGGGAAAGUUUCCGACGGCGCGCGUAUCGCUGGCGGUUCUAUCCACGGGACUGAUAGCUUUCGUAUCCAUCAUUUUCGGCGUCCUCCUGGCUGACAAGGAUAGCCAGUGAGUCUCGUUUGGAGGACGGUUUGGUGACCUUAGUCCGGUAGUACUCUUGUCUUGGGUGGAUCGCGGGAUACGUUGCUUUCGGAAACAAUGAUCACAGAAAUUAUUGGAC